ACUGUCGUUCUUUUGUUAUUUGUUACCUAUAACUGUACUGGAUCUCCAACUUCUUACACUCCCUUCAUAUACAUCGUGGUGCUGAGCUUAUAGGUUCAAUUUUGUUUUUUAAAGCGCCCCAUUUGUCUUCCUAGAUCCUUUUUGAAGCUUCAUAAUAACAUAAGAAAUCAACACACUAAAUAUCAAUUACUUUGGUGUCUAUCUAACGACUUCAAGUGAUAAUGUCACCAAAUCCAACCAUAGGUGCAUCCGAGGUGCCUCUCACCCCGAGAACUGCUGGUGCUCAACAACGAACAUCCCCGAGUGGUGGACAGAAUGGUAACUCAAACACGAAUAACAUCGGUUCUGGGUACCAAAGAAAUUUAACACCUUCUUACAACUUCGGCUUUGGAUUCCUGCCGUCAUUCCAGUUUAAUUCUCCCAGAAACUUGCUUAGUGGAUUGUCUCCCCAUAGGUUCUUCCAAGCUUCAAAUAACUUGACCAAAGCAACCGUUGGUGCCAAAAGGGAUGAGAAAAAUGUCUUCAACACUAGUACACCAUCAAGGACUUCUUCUAAGUUCUUGGAUUCUUUGUCCUCCGCAAACAACACCAAGAAUGAUUCUGGUGAAGAUUCGUCUACUAAUUCCCAUGAUACUGAGGAGUCUGCCAUUUGGUCCGUGAAUGAAGCCGAAAGCCAAAAUUUGACAUCUUUGACUAUUUCUUAUGACCAAACCCCAAUUAAGGUUGCAAACAAGGAGAACGAAAACACCCACCAACGGAAUUUCAGUGGUGACUUCUUGACUCCAAAUAAACUUUUCCUUCAUAGACAAGAUCAUCUGGUUGCUACCAAGAAGAGAAGAUUGUCGGUUGAAGCAUCACCCAAUACCUCAAUUGCAUCAAGACUCGAAACUAUUGCCUCUCCUCCGAGAAGCUCUAAAAUAUUCAACAGACGUCGUUCUUCUUCGAAUUCCAGCUUAAGCAGUAAGAAUAGUGAAGAUAAGGUCUGGAAUGAUGCAUUAGAUGACAUUUUAAUAUCCUCAUACAUGAAGUUCAAGGCAUUCAAGAAAAACACCACGUCUGAAAGCUAUUUCGUGAAGAACGUUUCUCAGAAUAAAGUUCUCUCGAGAAUGUUGUUGAAUAAGAGUGGUGUUUUGAGAACCCCCAAACAAAUUGCAUCUAGGUUAUUCAAGAUAACCAAAAGCACGAACGAGGCUCGUCCGGGGACUCAUUAUUUACUGUCGCAAAAUGAUCUAUCUCAUAGUCACAAUAUCUUGGAUGAAAGUCCUUUAUUAAAUGACGGACUUGAUGAGAUAAUCCGUACACCUUUGGAAGAUUUAAUUGAAAGUACUUCGAGUCAUAUAGAUUCUGUCAGCAGUGCUGAGAUCAAUGCCCAGAUUGAUAAGGAAUUGGACUUGAUAUUCUCUCCCAAUGAGUUGCUGGCAUCUCCAAUGUUACUUUUAAAAUCAAACCGAGUUGAAAUUACCGACUUCCAAAUCCUGUACAAUUCAAAUAGGGCAUCAGGUACCCAUCACUUCAUCAAGAGCAACUCAGGCUGCAAUAGAACUGUGGAGUUGUCGACCAACUCAUUGUUAAACAGGUUGAAGGUCUCAGCUGAUGAAUCAGAGUUGUCUACAAAGUUAUGUCCCAAGCUCGUUACCCAAUACGAAUCAAAUGACCUAUUGGUCUUCCAAGCUAUGAACCACUUAAACCUCAAUAUGGUAUCGAAGAACAAAUUUGACACAUUGGACUCUGUUGUAUUGAAUGCAAACCCCUUGGAUUUGCACAAUGGUUCUAUUAGUUCUUUUAUGAACUUAUUGGUAAACGGAAUAGAGCUGGAUGAAAGUCCAUUGAACUGGAGCUGUUAUACUAGAAUCUUUAGUGGUAGCAAAUUAUUGUUCACUUCCAAUGAUUCGAUUGUGGGAUAUUCAAAUGGAGGCAACAAAUUUGAAGCAACUAUACCCUUCUUGAAGCACUUCUGGACGGGAUUUUUAUCUUUAUUGAUUAAUGGUAAUGAUGACAAGGAUAUUUUGAAGAAACUUUCAAUUUUACAGAUCAUUCAUAGUAACAGAGAGGACUCAAAAAUUGAAAUGUGUUUAAUUCAUAAGUUUGACAAGUUGAGUAGGUUAGGCAAUUCUAGCUUCCAACUCUUGAAAUACUCAGGCAAAAAGGAAGAUCUCAAUGAUCUUGCAGAAGAGGACGAAAUGUUCGAAGAAACUCAGGUUGAUCAUUACAGCCAAUCUAAUGAUGAAACCAAUAGUGCUGAAGAUGAUAAUGAAACUGUAUUGGUAGAGUCUUCUCCAGUAAAAGCACCGGAGUUCCACCAUAGAGAUUUGAAGAUUGAUAUCAUGGCUGCUAAGCAUAGUAUGGCAAUGGGUCCUGCUUCUGCACCAAUCUAUAAUCCCCGAUUGGUACAGCAGAUGAAUAAUGGGAUUGUCAAACAAGAAUCAAUCAAUAUGUAUCCUUUUACACAACACUCACAAUCAACCAAUGAUAUCCCCAAGUACAUACCACAACCGGGGUACGGGUCUCAGAUGAAUGGAAAUAACAAAGCACCUUUGCCAUAUUCUACAUCAACUCCUGAUGCCCUUUCACCUUACAGUAACUCAUUUGAUGGUAGUAGACCUAUGUCUUUUGGAAGUAUUCAAACCUCCAGUAAUAUGGCCACUUCAACUUCGUACAAAGGGUUCCCAAUUGGCGAUCAGUCCCACUUCCAAGCGCCACUCCCUCCAUCUCUGGUUCCCGGUCACCAACAAAUAGGUCAAGCUCAGUUGCGCCCUGAAUCCCAAAGAGGGUCGGGUGCGUCUCAGGGAGAAUCACAAAGCCAUAUGAACAUGUCGUUCAUGGCAUCCGGUCGUCAGCAGUUGAUGGUAAACGUCGGAAGUGGAUAUGUUCCCUUUGGUUCAUUAAGUCAGGAACUACAAGAGAGAUACAUGGGAGUCCAAAAACAGUUUGAACUUCAACAGCAGCAGCAGAUACAACAAGCACUUUUGCAACAAAUACAGAUGAAUAACCUUGCUGGCACAAAUCUUCAACCUCACCAAGGCAUCGCCAUGAAUACUGGGAACAUUCCUUUGUCAGCUCCAGCAUCUCAAACAUCCUUUGCUGACCCUGCGAGCAAGUCUUACAACACUGGGCAAAAGAAACAUUCCAAGCCUAUCAAAUUUGGACCCAUGUUGGAGUAUGAUCCCUCAAAGGACAAUGCAGCAGCUGCAGCAGCAGCUGAAGCCGCAUCUGCAGCUCUUGCGAAGGCCAAGGCUAGAGGGGAGUCACGUCCAGGGGUUAGUGUUCUCAAUAUUCCUCGAGACACCCCUGUUUACAUAUACAAGCCACCAAAAAGGAAAGGGCCUUCUUAGGGUCUCAUUCCAUAUUUUUCUUCAUUUAAACGACAUUUAAAUCUAAUCAGAUUGAUCUAGACUUUGUAAAUUAUUUAGGGUCAAUGAAUGUUAGCUUAUCUCGGUAAAACUAGUAGUUGAACUGCCGGGGACACAAGAUAAAAAA
Molecule: messenger RNA, 3477 nt
Organism: Yamadazyma tenuis ATCC 10573
Lineage: Eukaryota; Fungi; Ascomycota; Pichiomycetes; Serinales; Debaryomycetaceae
Biological process (GO): regulation of DNA-templated transcription
Molecular function (GO): DNA-binding transcription factor activity
Source: RefSeq, a predicted model, not a curated record